Messenger RNA from Poecile atricapillus (Black-capped chickadee), 3936 nucleotides. RefSeq names its product glucosaminyl (N-acetyl) transferase 1 (gene GCNT1). The record is from RefSeq and is a predicted model, not a curated record. Lineage: Eukaryota; Metazoa; Chordata; Aves; Passeriformes; Paridae. Bases 792 to 2072 code for a protein of 426 amino acids. Gene Ontology annotation, molecular function: beta-1,3-galactosyl-O-glycosyl-glycoprotein beta-1,6-N-acetylglucosaminyltransferase activity. The transcript has 4 exons. Gene Ontology annotation, cellular component: membrane.
AGGGACCCGCAGCCCAGGGCAAGAGCCGGAGUCCGGCUCGGGGCCGCGCCCGCAGGGGAGGUGGCCGGGCUGCCUGGCUGCCCCGGGCUGCUCCGCACCUGGGUGCUGAAGGCGUACCGGGAGCGGUGUGAUCCCGAAGCGGGUGGCCUGGAGCGUCGCUCUCCGCGGGCGCCGUACCCUACGGAGUAGAAGCCUUGCAGCACUACUUCAGGAGCCGCCGUAUCUUCGGGCAGUCAUACCAUACAGUUUGUGUACGGCAGAAAAGAGGGAAGUGGGCAGCUAACUCGACCUUUGUACUUGCUCCCCAAACUACCAGCAACUGCUGUAAAUUUCCCCUUUCAAUGAUGACUGCUUCAGAAAUACAGACUUUUGACUUGAGGAGAAAGCAGUUAAAAAAAGGAAGUGGUUCAACUCAACCUCAGUUGAGAGCAAGACGAAGGCUGCCAAAUAAAGCAUUUUCUCCAUAGCUUUGCAGACCUCCAUCUCUCCCACAGUGCAAAGUGCUGCCUCUGACAAGCUCUUUCCUGGUGGUAUUUCUAAGUGCAUAUGCAGGAUGUUGACGAGACUAUCUCACACAAAAAUCUUGAAAGACUGCAGUGGCUUUUUGCCAGUGAGAACUAAAGCAUGACUACCAUCCAGGAAGUGAGUGGAUUUUUCCUUCCAUUUCCCUGAACGACUUGCCAAAUUCCUGCAAAACGCAAAAUUUUUUUCUGAGGUUGUUGAAGCUCAUAUGAACAGAGAAGGAGGACCUUUUUUUUUUUUAAGUCCUGCAAAGCUACCUGGUAUUUGAAAUGCUGAAGAGGAAAUUACGGUUUUGCCACAACUUGCGCUUUAAGCUUUUCUUGGGUCUAACUCUCAUUUUAGUAAUAAUUUCAGUUUUGAAAGUUAACCAGAAAGAAGACUUCCUGAAUCGGAGACAUCUGGAGCUAACAAAGGAAGAUCCUAUUAGCAGUGUUAACUGCACCAAGAUUAUUGAGGGGGAUAUAGAAGAAAUACAAAAGGUACAGCUUGAGGCAUUAUCAGUGUCAUUUAAGAAACGCCCCAGACUAACAACAGAUGAUUAUAUUAACAUGACUGCAGACUGUGCCUCCUUCACCAAGACUAGGAAAUACAUUAUGGAGCCUCUCAGUAAUGAAGAAGCAGAAUUUCCAAUUGCUUACUCAAUAGUUGUUUAUCACAAAAUUGAGAUGCUUGAUAGACUUCUAAGAUCAAUCUACGCUCCACAGAAUUUUUACUGCAUUCAUGUAGACAAAAAGUCUCCAGAAUCCUUUUUUGCUGCUGUGAAGGGAAUAGUCUCAUGUUUCGAUAAUGUCUUUAUUUCCAGCCAGUUAGAAAGUGUGGUAUAUGCUUCAUGGAGCAGAGUGCAGGCGGACAUUAACUGCAUGAAAGAUCUCUACAGAAGAAGUUCAAACUGGAAAUACCUAAUAAACCUAUGUGGUAUGGACUUUCCUAUAAAGACAAACCAGGAAAUAGUAGAGAAAUUAAAAGCCCUUAAGGGUGAAAACAGCUUGGAAACAGAAAAAAUGCCAGUUUAUAAAGAAGUAAGGUGGAAAAAACACCAUGAGAUUGUUGAUGGUAAAAUAAAGAACACAGGCAUAGACAAACAGCUACCACCUCUCAGUACUCCAGUUUUUUCUGGUAGUGCUUAUUUUGUAGUUAGCAGAAGCUUUGUAGAAUAUGUACUAGAAAACAGCAAAAUACUUAAGUUCAUUGAGUGGGCGAAAGAUACUUACAGCCCAGAUGAGUACCUGUGGGCAACAAUUCAGAGAAUCCCUGAAGUCCCAGGCGCAUUUUCUUCCAGUGACAAGUAUGACGUUUCUGACAUGAAUGCACUGGCCAGAUUUGUCAAGUGGCAGUACUUUGAAGGUGAUGUGUCCAAAGGUGCGCCCUACCCACCAUGCAGUGGAGUUCACAUUCGCUCUGUCUGUGUUUUUGGAGUAGGAGACUUGAGCUGGAUGCUACGAAACCACCACUUAUUUGCUAAUAAGUUUGACACUGAUGUCGACCCUUUUGCAGUGAAGUGCUUGGAAGAGUAUUUGCGGCACAAAGCUCUGUAUCUGCAAAAGAACUGAAACGUAUGCUGCAGUUAGGUAUUUAUACAAAGGUGCAAAUAUUCUACUGCGACAUACUUCAACGUGUUACAGCAAUGGUGGUGAUGCUGACAAUGGGUAUAAUGACUCUCACCGUGUUGGUGUGGUGGUGCUCAUGCCCUGCCUUGUCCAUGGACAAGGGGGAGAAAAAGAAAUGUCUCGAAUAUGCCUUGUGGCAUACUGAGGCUUGGAGCUUUAGGUACAAAAUCAGACAGCAGUUUUUGGAAAGCCAACUAUUUGGAAUAUUUAUUAUCUAGAAGGCAUAAUUAAUGGACUUCCUUUGGCUAAACUGUUUUAAGGCAUAGAAAUGCAUAUUGUUAAUGGUUAUUCUCAUAUUUUUUUCCCCAUGAAUGUAAUGCUAGCUGGAAGAGAUAGAUGAGGGGGUAAAAAGCAGCUGGACUGCACUUCAUGUUAAGUACUGAAAGAUCUCAGGAAUAUAACAUUAGAAAUUAUCUAAAAGCUGUGCAAAAGGGGAUAUGCAAAGCCAGCUAUUACCAUUUUACUUAGAUCUGUUUGCUGCAGUUCUGUUACAUGGAAUUGUUAAUCCUCUUGAAAAUUUUGUCUUCAGCAUGGAGUAUUAAGGAAUUCAAAUCUCUAUUUUGUAUUCUUAAAGCACCCUGAUAUUGUGAUAUAUAUUGUGUAGGUACUUUAUACACUAGUUUGUAAUUACAUCUUCUCAGGGAAACUUCAGUCUUGUGCCUGAUGAGAUUUAGACUUGCAAUUUUACAUUUCUUACUGUAUGGGGAGUUUUGCUUUUGUAUCCAAAAUCACUCAAGCUUCUCAAAACUUAAAGAACUGCAGUAGUGUCUAAAUAUUACUGAUGGAACUGCUGGUUUCUGCUUUCUGUUAAGCUCAACUUGUAUUCCAGAUUAUUUUAACACUAAUUUUGGAAAAAAUAAAAUUAUUUUUUUUAAUUAUAUUGUCUCUUCCUACAAUUAGAAGUUGUAAAUUACAAGUAAAGUCCCUCUGAAAACACCACAAGUAACUCCUCAUGAUAAAGGCCAAAGAUAUUUUUACUAUGGUUUUCCAUACAUGACUGAAGCUGCAGCUCCACAUUAAUUCAGUCUGUGCUUGUUUUGAUUUAACUGGUUCAUCUGAUUUUAAUUCCAGUUAGGCCCUUGCUUAGUUUAGCUGCUGCAGUGUGGCACAGAAGCUUGGGCAUGAAAGAAGAGGGCACUGUGAAGGAUGAUAUUUCCUUCUGUAUCAAUUCAGGUUUGUCAUGCAUAGUUACUGCCAGAUGUCUCAUUCCUGAGAUGGCAGUGGAAUUCAAGCAUUAGCAAUGGGCAAAACAGACUCAGUUUUUUUAUUUGUGAACUGGUGCUGUGAUUGCAGCCUGUGUUUCUUACAAAAGCAGUUUGUUGUGAAGUUUCUCAGAAGAAACUUAGACAUACAGGACUGCUUACUGUUGAUCAUGCAAACAGCUAGGGAGUCAAGCCGUUUAAUCUGAAAUGGAGCCUGGUUUUGGCAAGCCCUGCCUUCAAAACCACCUGAAAGUUGAUCAGGAAGUUUUUAGAGACUUUCACAUUAGCAGGUAAUUAAAGCCUGUGAGCAAAGGCAGUUGAGGGAAAUACCCCAUCUUCCCCACCCUUUGGCUUGUCUCCAGGAAUGGUUUUGUAGACAGUUGUGCUUUUUCGCCUUUGCAGAAGCUACAACAAACUUCACUGCAUAUAGUAGUGGGAAUUUCCAGGAAGUCAUUUUUAGCAGAAAGCAGUUUUUAAGAAUUUGCGCCUAAAGACAGUCUACAUGAAUAUCUUCUAUGAGGCCAGAACUUUAAGCCUUCAAAAAGACUGAAAAAGUAAUGAAAAAUAAUAAAAUAUUCUGUGCACCGGGUGGACUGCUGACUCAG